UUCUUUCAAACAGGAUGAAACAGAUUCCAAGACCGCCUCUCCUUGGAAGUCUGCAAGAAUGAUGGUACACACUGUAGCAACAUUUAACUCCAUCAAGGAGCUGAACGAGCGCUGGCGGUCUCUACAACAGCUGGCUGAAGAGAGGAGCCAGCUGUUGGGAAGCGCCCAUGAGGUCCAGCGAUUCCACAGAGAUGCUGACGAGACCAAGGAAUGGAUUGAAGAAAAGAAUCAGGCGCUCAACACCGACAAUUACGGGCAUGACCUGGCAAGCGUGCAGGCUCUUCAACGCAAGCAUGAGGGCUUUGAGAGGGACCUGGCAGCAAGUGCUGUCGCCAUUAUUGUUUUUCUUACGGGGAACCUGCACAACUCAGCCGGAAGUAAAAAAUUUAUUCAUAGUCGACUGCAGGAGCUUCACCGGAUGUGGGAACUGCUUCUGGAGAAGAUGCGAGAGAAAGGGGUCAGGCUGUGCCACGCCCAGAAGUUGGUGCAGUACUUACGAGAAUGCAGAGAUGUGUUGGAUUGGAUCAAUGACAAGGAGGCCAUUGUAACCUCGGAGGAGCUGGGCCAGGACCUCGAGCACGUGGAGGUAUUGCAGAAGAAGUUUGAAGAGUUCCAGACGGAUCUGGCAGCCCACGAGGAGAGGGUGAACGAAGUCAACCAGUUUGCCAGCAAGUUGAUCCAGGAGCAGCACCCGGAAGAGGAGCUGAUUAAGUCCAAGCAGGAUGAAGUCAACACGAGCUGGCAGCGGCUGAAGGGACUGGCCCUUCAGAGGCAGGGGAAGCUCUUCGGAGCCGCCGAGGUGCAGCGUUUUAACAGAGAUGUGGACGAAACGAUAAGUUGGAUUAAGGAGAAAGAGCAGCUGAUGGCUUCGGAUGAUUUCGGAAGAGACCUUGCGAGCGUGCAGGCUUUGCUUCGCAAACAUGAGGGCUUGGAGAGAGAUCUGGCUGCUUUGGAAGACAAGGUGGGUGCCGCUGGGCUUAGAAUGGAUCCCACCGGCGUAAAAGUGCUGGAAACAGCCGAGGACAUCCAGGAGAGACGUCAACAAGUUUUGGAUCGGUAUCACCGGUUUAAGGAGCUUUCCACGUUGAGGCGCCAGAAGCUUGAGGAUUCUUACAGAUUCCAAUUUUUCCAGCGGGAUGCGGACGAGCUGGAGAAAUGGAUCCAGGAGAAGCUGCAGAUCGCCUCUGACGAAAGCUACAAAGACCCUUCGAAUCUGCAGGCCUUCUUGCUCAAUGAAGAUCUUGGGGACUCUUUGGACAGCGUGGAGGCCCUGCUGAAGAAGCACGAAGAUUUUGAGAAGUCACUUAGCGCCCAAGAAGAGAAAAUCACGCUCUCCAGAUGCACUCCAGGGAAUACAAUUCCCCCGAAUUCCUUUGCUGUUGUUGCGAUCUGUUCACAUCUGGACCCCAUCUGGUACCACUCCCUUCUGGAACUGGGAGAGAAACGUAAAGACAUGCUGGAGAAAAGCUGUAAGAAAUUCAUGCUCUUCCGGGAGGCCAACGAGCUGCAGCAAUGGAUACACGAGAAGGAGGCCACUCUAGCCAACGAGGAGGUGGGGGCCGACCUCGAACAGGUGGAGGUGCUGCAGAAGAAGUUCGACGACUUCCAGAAGGUGGGUGAUGGACGACCCAAGUGGCAGCCAUGCAAAGAUCUCAUUGGGGUCCAGAACCUGCUGAAAAAACACCAAGCUUUGCAAGCGGAGAUUGCUGGCCACGAACCCCGCAUUAAGGCCGUCACCCAGAAAGGGAAUUCCAUGAUAGACGAAGGGCAUUUUGCCGCGGAAGAUGUGAAAGUCAAGCUGAACGACCUCAACCAGAAGUGGGAAACCUUGAAAGGGAAGGCUUCUCAGCGCCGUCAAGAUUUGGAAGACUCUCUGCAGGCCCAGCAGUACUUCGCCGAUGCCAAUGAAGCCGAGUCUUGGAUGAGGGAGAAGGAGCCUAUUGUGGGGAGCACGGACUACGGAAAGGAUGAGGACUCUGCCGAGGCUCUUCUCAAGAAGCAUGAAGCUCUGAUGUCGGAUUUGUCCGCUUACGGCAGUAGCAUCCAAUCCCUGAAGGAGCAGGCCCAGGCCUGUCGGGUAAGGAGAAGAUAUGUGGAUGUCUCAGAGCCAAUCUGCGUCGGUCUCUGGGAUCUGGUUAUUUUGUCUUCCGAGCUUCUGGAUUCGGAUACUCACCCUGAUGCUCUGGAUGAAUUUGCAACAAAACUGAUUCAGAAUAAUCAUUAUGCCAAGGAAGACGUGGCCACCCGCAGAGACGCUCUGCUGAGCCGUCGCAACACCUUGCAUGAACGGGCCAUGCUGCGUCGAACACAACUAGCCGACUCCUUCCACCUGCAGCAGUUUUUCAGAGACUCGGAUGAGCUGAAAAGCUGGAUCAAUGAAAAGAUGAAAACCGCAACGGAUGAGGCUUACAAGGACCCGUCCAACCUACAAGGGAAGGUCCAGAAACACCAGGCGUUUGAGGCCGAGCUCUCGGCCAAUCAGAGUCGCAUCGAUGCCUUGGAGAAAGCCGGGCAGAACCUGAUGGACGUGAAGCAUUACGCCUCUGAUGAAGUGGCCGUUCGCAUGAACGAAGUCAUCAGCUUGUGGAAGAAACUGCUGGAAGCUACUGAGCUGAAAGGGAUCAAGUUGUGUGAAGCCAACCAGCAGCAGCAAUUCAACCGCAAUGUGGAAGACAUUGAGCUGUGGCUCUACGAAGUGGAAGGCCACCUGGCUUCAGACGAUUACGGCAAAGACCUAACCAACGUUCAGAAUCUGCAGAAGAAACACGCCCUGCUGGAGGCAGACGUAGCUGCCCACCAGGUCAACUCUCUGGGAGAAACGGCAGAGCGGCUGAUCCAGUCCCACCCUGAAUCAUCGGAAGAUCUCCAGGAAAAAUGCACCGAACUGAACCAGGCUUGGAACAGCCUUGGGAAACGGGCCAACCAGCGCAAAGAGAAGCUGGGCGAGUCCCACGACCUGCAGCGCUUCCUCAGCGACUUCAGGGACCUCAUGUCUUGGAUCAAUGGGAUCCGAGGCCUCGUGUCCUCCGAUGAGCUGGCCAAGGACGUGACGGGAGCAGAAGCCUUAUUGGAGAGGCACCAAGAACACCGCACCGAAAUUGACGCCAGAGCUGGCACCUUCCAGGCGUUUGAGCAGUUCGGACAGCAGCUCCUGGCCCGUGGCCACUACGCCAGCCCCGAGAUCAAGGAGAAGCUGGACAUCCUCGACCAGGAACGGGCAGACUUGGAAAAGGCCUGGGUCCAACGCCGAAUGAUGUUGGACCAAUGUCUGGAAUUGCAGCUCUUCCACAGGGACUGUGAGCAGGCGGAGAACUGGAUGGCUGCCCGGGAGGCCUUCUUGAAUACCGAAGAUAAGGGGGACUCCCUGGACAGCGUGGAGGCCCUGAUCAAGAAGCAUGAAGACUUCGACAAGGCCAUCAAUGUCCAGGAGGAGAAGAUCGCCGCGCUCCAGUCCUUCGCCGACCAGCUGAUUGCCGCCGAUCAUUACGCCAAAGGGGUCAUUGCCACCAGGCGCCACGAGGUGCUGGACAGGUGGCGUCGGCUGAAAGCUCAGAUGAUCGAAAAGAGGUCGAAGCUCGGAGAAUCCCAAACUUUGCAGCAGUUCAGCCGAGACGUGGACGAAAUUGAGGCCUGGAUUAGCGAGAAGCUCCAGACGGCCAGCGACGAAUCCUACAAAGAUCCCACCAAUAUUCAGAGUAAGCAUCAGAAGCACCAGGCCUUCGAAGCCGAGCUGCAUGCCAAUGCGGACCGAAUCCGCGGUGUCAUUGACGUCGGGAAUUCCCUCAUUGACCGCGGUGCCUGUGCCGGCAGCGAAGAGGCGGUGAAGUCUCGCUUGGCGGCUUUGGCUGACCAGUGGGAGUUCCUGGUGCAGAAAUCGGCCGAGAAAAGCCAGAAGCUGAAGGAAGCCAACCGGCAGCAGAAUUUCAACACUGGAAUCAAGGAUUUUGAUUUCUGGCUUUCCGAGGUGGAAGCUCUCCUGGCAUCUGAAGAUUACGGGAAAGAUUUGGCAUCGGUGAACAAUCUCCUGAAGAAGCACCAGUUGCUGGAAGCGGACAUCUCUGCCCAUGAGGACCGUCUGAAGGACCUCAACGGCCAAGCUGACAGCCUGAUGACCAGCAGUGCUUUUGACACCUCCCAAGUCAAGGACAAGCGUGACACCAUCAACGGGCGUUUCCAGCGGAUUAAGAACAUGGCAGCCGGCCGGCGGGCAAAACUGAACGAAUCCCACCGUUUGCACCAGUUCUUCCGAGAUAUGGACGAUGAGGAGUCCUGGAUCAAGGAGAAGAAGCUGCUGGUCAGCUCGGAAGACUACGGGAGGGACCUCACUGGGGUGCAGAACCUGAGGAAGAAACACAAGCGCCUGGAAGCAGAAUUGGCUGCGCACGAACCUGCAAUCCAGGGCGUGCUGGACACAGGCAAGAAGUUGUCCGAUGACAACACAAUCGGAAAAGAGGAAAUCCAGCAGCGAUUGGCUCAGUUUGUGGAACACUGGCAAGAGCUGAAGCGGCUGGCAGCUGCACGUGGUCAGCGGCUCGAGGAGUCUCUCGAAUAUCAACAGUUUGUGGCCAACGUGGAAGAAGAGGAGGCCUGGAUUAACGAGAAGAUGACUCUGGUGGCCAGCGAGGACUACGGAGAUACCCUGGCAGCCAUACAGGGUCUGUUGAAGAAACACGAAGCGUUUGAGUCCGAUUUCACCGUGCAUAAGGACCGGGUGAACGACGUCUGUGCCAACGGCGAGGACCUGAUCAAGAAG
This is a messenger RNA of Thamnophis sirtalis, 4753 nucleotides long. Lineage: Eukaryota; Metazoa; Chordata; Lepidosauria; Squamata; Natricidae. The record is from RefSeq and is a predicted model, not a curated record.